Hydatigera taeniaeformis is the source of this 375-nucleotide messenger RNA. NCBI's taxonomy places the organism in Eukaryota, Metazoa, Platyhelminthes, Cestoda, Cyclophyllidea, Taeniidae. The record is from the annotation of a GenBank genome assembly.
AUGUCUUCCUUUUCAGCCUUGCAUUACAUUACUCUCUGCAUCCUCCUAACAACGGUGCCGAGAACUUGGACAGACGAGAGUGGUGACUACUUCCUCCAACAGCCGGUCAGUCAAUCAGUGACCCUCAACAGCACCUUCACCCUGGCCUGUCGCCUACGCGUGAGCCUGUUUCAAGACACCGGUCCAGGAGUUCAGAAACCCACCGUACAGUGGGUUCGCAAUAAAUUCGGCCUCGGAACCACAAGAGAGGACAUUCAAGAGGCUGGAAUGGAGGCCACCUCCAGCCGUUCUCGAUAUGACCUACCCUAUAACCUAGAUGAAGGUUUGAAACUGCAAGCUUGCAUUAACAAUUUACCAACUCAGACAGUUAAUUAG